This is a messenger RNA of Mycena indigotica, 1296 nucleotides long. RefSeq names its product Aspartate aminotransferase. Gene Ontology annotation, biological process: L-aspartate catabolic process; biosynthetic process. The transcript is spliced from 6 exons. Gene Ontology annotation, molecular function: pyridoxal phosphate binding; L-aspartate:2-oxoglutarate transaminase activity. Bases 22 to 1296 code for a protein of 424 amino acids. The record is from RefSeq and is a predicted model, not a curated record. Gene Ontology annotation, cellular component: mitochondrion. NCBI's taxonomy places the organism in Eukaryota, Fungi, Basidiomycota, Agaricomycetes, Agaricales, Mycenaceae.
AAAACUUUUUUCGUUCCGGCUAUGUUGACUGUGCUUUCCCGUCGCAGCGCUGCCGCUGGUUCCGGCGUGCUUCGCUCGCUCUCUACUUGGUCUGCAGUGCCAGCUGGCCCUCCAGACCCAAUUCUUGGCGUCACAGAGGCAUUCAAAGCCGACAAGGACCCUCGCAAAAUUAACCUUGGUGUUGGCGCCUACCGUGAUGGGAAUGGAAAGCCAUACGUCCUCGAGUCUGUGAAAAAAGCAGAAGCUCUCGUUGACGCGUCUAAACCCGACAAGGAAUACCUUCCAAUCACUGGUCUCGCCGACUUCAACAAGAACGCCGUUAAAUUGGCUUAUGGCGAGGAUAGCGCCCCGUUGAAAGCAGGAGCUAUUGCCGCAACGCAGUCCAUUUCUGGAACUGGUGCCCUCCGUAUUGGUGCUGCCUUUUUAGCGCGUCACUACCCUCACUCCAAGGUUGUCUACCUGCCAAAUCCUUCCUGGGGAAAUCACACACCAAUUUUCCGCGACUCUGGCUUCGAAGUCCGCAAGUACUCUUAUUUCGACCCCACCACCAUCGGGUUGAACUUCAAGGCUCUGAAGGAGGACCUGGCUAAUGCUCCAGAACACUCCGUUGUUCUCCUUCAUGCCUGUGCACAUAACCCUACGGGUGUCGACCCUACGCAAGAGCAAUGGGCUGAGAUCUCUGACAUUUGCAAAGAGCGCAAACUUUUCCCUUUCUUUGACAUGGCAUACCAAGGCUUCGCUUCUGGCUCCACCUCGCGUGAUGCGUUUGCUGUCCGAUACUUCGUUUCGCAAGGCCACCAAAUUUCUUUGUGUCAGUCCUUUGCGAAGAACAUGGGUCUCUAUGGCGAACGUGUCGGUGAAUUCUCACUGGUGACCAGCGACCCGGAAGAAAAAGCUCGUGUCGAUAGUCAACUCAAAAUCAUCAUCCGACCCAUGUAUUCCAACCCACCUCUCCAUGGAGCCCGUAUCGCCAAUACCAUUCUAAGCACGCCCGAACUUUACGCGCAAUGGGAGAGCGAGGUCAAGAGCAUGGCUGACAGAAUCAUCAGUAUGCGCGAGGAGCUGUACAACAUUCUUUCAAAGGAUCUCAAGACUCCUGGUGAAUGGGGCCACAUCAAGAGCCAGAUUGGCAUGUUCAGCUUCACUGGGCUGAAGAAAGAGCAAACUGUUGCUCUUGCUCAGAAGGCCCACGUCUACAUGACUGCCGAUGGUCGAAUUUCCAUGGCUGGAUUGAACUCGAACAACAUCGGAUACUUUGCGGAGUCCGUAGAUGGUGCGGUUCGCGGUAAUUUGUAG